Molecule: messenger RNA, 1951 nt
Organism: Ipomoea nil (Japanese morning glory)
Lineage: Eukaryota; Viridiplantae; Streptophyta; Magnoliopsida; Solanales; Convolvulaceae
Product: synaptotagmin-5-like
Exons: 13
Coding region: 257-1771 (504 amino acids)
Cellular component (GO): endoplasmic reticulum
Molecular function (GO): lipid binding
Source: RefSeq, a predicted model, not a curated record
UAGACAAAUCUCCAUUGCCAAGAAACGGACAGCGAAAAAACGAGAAAAAUAAUGAAGAUGGUCAAAGUCCGGGCAUGAAGUUGUGGUUAAAAAUCUGAGAAUUCAAUGCACAGAAGAGGUAGAGGGGAUGGCGUAGAGAGAGAAAGCUAUAUCUUCCUGGUGUGAGAGAAAGGAGCUACUGGGUCAGUUGAAGGCAGUUGCAGGAAUUCUUUUUUUCGGAGCAGGAAUAAGGAAAUUUUUUGCUGGAUCAUCGAAGAUGGGGCUGAUUUCGGGGAUGCUGAUGGGGAUUCUGUUUGGAAUUGCUUUGAUGGCGGGCUGGCGACAUAUGAUGAGAUAUCGGAGCAGCAAGCGGAGGGCCAAAGCGGUUGAUGUAAAACUAAUGGGAUGCCUUGACAGGGAUGAUUUGAAGAAAAUAUGUGGUGAUAAUUUUCCUGAAUGGAUAUCUUUCCCCGUUUAUGAGCAGGUGAAAUGGUUGAACAAACAAUUGAGCAAGCUCUGGCCAUUUGUUGCUGAAGCAGCAGAGGCUAUUAUUAGAAUGUCUGUUGAACCUCUGUUAGAAGAAUAUCGACCUACCGGAAUUAAUUCGUUAAAGUUCAGCAAACUGUCCCUGGGAACUGUGGCGCCAAAGAUUGAAGGUAUUCGUGUUCAGAGCCUCAAAAAAGGUCAAAUUACAAUGGAUAUUGACUUUCGGUGGGGUGGAGAUCCUAGCAUCAUUCUAGCUGUGGAAGCUCUAGUUGCUUCUAUACCCAUCCAGUUGAAAGAUCUUCAAGUUUUCACAGUUAUCCGCGUUGUCUUCCAACUUUCGGAGGAAAUUCCAUGCAUAUCUGCUGUUGUUGUUGCUUUACUAUCUGAGCCAAAACCAAGAAUUGAUUAUGUGUUGAAGGCUGUUGGUGGAAGUUUAACAGCUAUUCCUGGACUCUCAGAUAUGAUUGACGAUACUGUAGAAACAAUUGUCACAGAUAUGCUACAAUGGCCCCAUAGAAUUGUUGUUCCAAUUGGUGGCACAGCCGUGGAUACAAGUGAUUUGGAGCUUAAGCCACAAGGGAAGCUUAGAAUAACUAUAAUCAAGGCAACUAACUUAAAAAACCAGGAAAUGAUCGGAAAAUCUGAUCCAUAUGUAGUUCUAUAUAUUCGUCCACUGUUCAAGGUUAAAACAAAAACUAUUGAUAACAACCUCAACCCUGUUUGGAACGAGACAUUUGAGUUGAUUGCAGAAGACAAGGAGACACAAUUUGUUAUCCUUGAGGUGUUUGAUAAAGACAAUGUCGGGCAAGAUGAGAGAAUGGGAGUUGCUAAGUUACCUUUGAAGGAUUUGGAAGCUGGAAAAGCCAAAGAAAUUGAAUUGAGAUUGCUGCCAAAACUCGAUAUGCUUAAAGUCAAAGACAAGAAGGAUAGAGGGACCCUUACAAUUAAGGUGUUUUAUCAAGAAUUCAACAAGGAAGAGCAGCAAGCUGCUCUGGAGGAAGAGAAGGCGAUCCUAGAACAAAGGAAGAAGCUGAAAGCAGCAGGUGUGAUAGGGAGCACUAUGGAUGCCAUUGACGGGGCGGCAUCACUCGUGGGUUCGGGCGUUGGUAUGGUAGGUAGCGGCAUUGGGGCUGGCGUUGGGGUGGUGGGAAGUGGGCUUGGAGCCGUUGGGUCUGGACUGAGUAAAGCUGGAAGGUUUAUGGGCAGGACAUUUACUGGGAAUUCAAGCAGUUCUAAGAGUCAGCGGAGUGGCUCCUCCACCCCGGUCAACUCUGUUCAAGAAAACGGCGGCGCAAAGCCACGCUAGUCUCAGAUCAUAUCUUAUCAUAUCAUAUAGACACUCUUGCUUAUUAGUGUGAAUGAAUGAUGGAUUUUUCGCUAACACUGGAUUCAUUUCACUUUUAUACAUUCAGUUCUCAAGUGUAUUGGCUCACCUAAUAUUUUCUCAUAAAUUAUUGAUGGCUCAGCAUUGUUCUCUGAGGUGAAA